AGACGUCGCCCAUGUUUGGUGUCGUCAUCGCACCCUCCCGCAUCCACAAACUCUGUGCCUCGUCCAGCCCCACCGUUUCUUAAAUCCUUCCACGAGCCUCUCUCUCUCUCUCCCCCUUCUCCUCCUCCUCCUAUCUAACUAAGCCCCAGGGGAGAUCUUGAUCUUCGAUCCAUCCUCCGAGCUCCAGUCAUGGCCGCCUCUACUUCAAACCAAGGUAGUUGUUCGAAGGAAGUUAUGAGUUCACGUAUUGGAUUGCCAGCACUAGACAUCUCUGCUGCAUUUCCUCAGGCAACACCUGCAUCAAUUUUUCCUCCAUCGGCAUCAGAUUAUUACCAAUUUGAUGAUCUGUUAAGCCCUGAAGAAAAGGCUUUGCAAAGAAAAGUCCGAGAGGUCAUGGAAAAAGAAGUAGCUCCCAUAAUAGCGCCGUAUUGGGAGAAGGCAGAGUUUCCUUUUCAUGUAAUUCCUAAGCUUGCUGCCUUGAGUGUUGCUGGAGGAACUAUAAAGGGCUAUGGAUGCCCGGGGCUCUCUAUUACUGGAAGUGCUAUUGCUACAGCAGAAAUUGCCAGAGUAGAUGCAAGCUGUUCAACCUUUAUUUUGGUGCAUUCUUGCACGGCCAUGCUUACAAUUGCACUGUGUGGGUCGGAGGCACAAAAACAGAAAUACUUACCAUCACUAGCUCAGUUGCAUACUGUUGCUUGUUGGGCUUUGACUGAGCCAGACUAUGGAAGUGAUGCAGGCUCUUUAAGAACCAUGGCAACAAAGGUUGCAGGAGGUUGGAUAAUAGAUGGCCAAAAGCGUUGGAUAGCAAACAGUACUUUUGCUGAUGUGUUAGUUGUUUUUGCUAGAAACACAAGCACAUACCAGAUAAAUGGGUUCAUUGUGAAGAAAGAUGCCCCUGGAUUGAGGGCUACAAAAAUGGAAAAUAAAAUUGGUCUGAGGAUUGUUCAGAAUUGUGAUAUUCUCUUUAAGAAAGUUUUUGUUCCUGAUGAAGACAGGUUGCCAGGUGUUAAUUCUUUCCAGGAUACAAACAAGGUCCUUGCUGUUUCACGUGUUAUGGUCGCAUGGCAACCUAUUGGCAUAUCAAUGGGUGUAUUUGACAUGUGCCACAGGUACCUAAAGGAGAGGAAGCAAUUCGGAGUUCCAUUGGCGGCAUUUCAGAUUAACCAAGAGAAGCUUGUGCGCAUGCUAGGUAAUAUUCAAGCAAUGCUUCUCGUUGGUUGGCGCUUAUGCAAAUUGUACGAAUCUGGAAAGAUGACUCCAGGUCAUGCUAGCUUGGGAAAGGCAUGGACUUCCUUGAAGGCGAGGGAGACUGUCUCUCUUGGUCGAGAAUUACUUGGUGGCAAUGGAAUCUUGACUGAUUUUCUAGUGGCAAAGGCAUUCUGUGAUAUGGAGCCCGUUUUCUCAUAUGAAGGCACCUAUGAUAUCAACAGUUUGGUGACAGCUAGAGAAAUCACAGGGAUUGCAAGCUUCAAACCUGCUGUGUUGGGAAAGGCAAGUCGCCUUUAAUUUCAGUGGAAUAAGCGCAUACAAGCCUUAAUUUCAGUUAAAAUCCUGCGAUCAGAGCAUACUGGAUAUAAUAUGGGGCAUGGACCAUAGAAUUGAUGAUGGCUACUGAAAGAUUCUAAGUGCAACUGGGUUCAACAACAACAGGAUAGUGUUGCGUGAAUAAGAUCAGCCCAAAACCUAUGUUAUGUUAGAAUUUAUUGUAUCAAUGGGUGAUUCUGAUGGGUGUCACAUAUCGUUUGUAAUGGUUUAAGACUGCAUAAUAUUUGGCUAUGAAAUGUAAAUAAAGCUCAAAAUGGACAGCACGGAAUUGUAAUAUUUGGCUGGGAUAGCACCUCCGUGUUCCAAUUUUUUCUGCGAGGCCAUAAAUCUAAAGCCUUUGGAGCUGCCUUAUCCCAGUUGGCUUCAAAAGGAUCAUCAACCAGUGAAAUGGAAUUACCGUUCCCCGACGUCGAGAUAAAUUGACUGGAGAAGUACUCCAGGUCUUGGUAAACGGAUCUCCAGAUAGGCGAGCACUUUCCAGGGUCGAAGAGUUGGUUUUUUUUCUGCUGGAUUUGUAGGCGAUUAGGGGUCAUGACGAGGAGUGCCUUUUCUAAGGAAUGUAACAUAAUGCAACGUAAAUAAUGAUAUUAUAGUGUUUUUUUUAUUCUA
Phoenix dactylifera (date palm) is the source of this 2154-nucleotide messenger RNA. Its product is annotated as acyl-coenzyme A oxidase 4, peroxisomal-like. Lineage: Eukaryota; Viridiplantae; Streptophyta; Magnoliopsida; Arecales; Arecaceae. Gene Ontology annotation, biological process: fatty acid beta-oxidation. Gene Ontology annotation, cellular component: peroxisome. The record is from RefSeq and is a predicted model, not a curated record. Gene Ontology annotation, molecular function: acyl-CoA dehydrogenase activity; flavin adenine dinucleotide binding.